AUGGCAUGGGGAGAAGCCGAACCCCUGCACUUCAAAGCCUCUAUUGUCGGAGCUCUGCAUAAGAAAGGCCCGGCUCACAUUCCUGCAAAUUUUCGGUCGAUCGCCGUGCUCAAUGGCGUGGCAAAGCUCUGGCACUCGCAGCUGAGGUCCACACUAGGUCAGGAGGUCAUCGCCCACUAUUUCCCUACCCAACUUGGUGGCAGGAAGGGAAUAGAUACUGGCCUCGCCCUGAGUGUCUUCCGGUCCGCUGUGGACCUGGCCUCCGUCCGCGGGCACUCAUGGGCUGCAUUGUUUGUUGACAUUCAAGCCGCCUAUUAUGAAGCGGAUCGACUCCUGCUCUUCCAAGGUCGUGAUCUCGACUCUGCGUUGCAGGGGCUCCAGCUUCCCAGACAUGUACACCGGCUUCUUCAAGAUGGCGUGCUGACCGGGUUAGGAGUCCCCGAAGAUCAGGUCGCACUCUUGCGAGACUGUGUUGAAUGUUCCUUUUGGCGGACGGUCGGGCAACCGCAAGCGAUCAUUGCCAGCCGUGGGUCUCGGCCUGGCGAUGGCUUGGCUGAUGUCCUUUUUGGCGCCCUGUUUGCCGUGAUCUUACAGUGCCUCCAUCAUGCCCUUCUUGCUGAGGACAUUGUGCACAUUGCCUCUGCUGAUGCUCUGGGUCAGCCCGACGCCUCGCUGCAGAUCGCGUGGGCAGAUGAUCUGUGUCUCCUUGUGGACUUCACUCGAGCCGCGUGGGCGGUCACGAAGCUCCGUCGGUUGUGUGCCAUUGUGUUGCAGGUGUUUGAGGCCUUUCGUUUCCGGGUUAAUCUUGGCCCUGGCAAAACUGAGGCCCUUGUCCACCUUCAAGGAGCUGGGGCCAAUGCCGCCAGGAAAGAGCUUCUGUCGCCCGAACCUAAGCUCGACCUUCCUGAUGGCAGAUCUAUCAGAGUCGUCCCUGAAUACAAGUACCUCGGCGUGGCACAACGUUGUCGUGACACCGGCCGUCGGGAUAUCGAGGCUGCAGCCGCUCGAGGAAAUGCUAUCUGGACCCAAGCAGCGGGGCUGGGCGGACUCUUCCCGCAGCUUAUUCCUCGCUUGCCACGACUCUUGCUCGCUCAGAGCGUGCCUGGGGCCCUCUUCAUGGGUUUCUGGAUAAGUGCCUCCGACAGCUGGUUGGGGCUUGGGAUGCUGGUCACCAUGUCGCCUCAGCCCAACUGCGAGCAUGCACGGGCCUUCGAACUCUUCCAAGCAAGCUGGGAUCGAGGAGGUGAAUGGGCCUCCUUGCUCGCUGAGGCCGCGCGUCGUGUCUGGCCUGCCUCUGGUCUCCCCGAGCUCCAGACAGGGGAGCCCACUCUCCUGGGGAUGAUACGGAGACACCUCAAGAAGCUCCUUUCGGCUUGUCGGAAAAUUAGCCGCUCAGGCACUAUGCUUCUUGCCCUUCAACGAGCCUGGAAGAGUCACGAGAGCCCCACACCGAAGCGGGUCAUUGGCCUUGCCUCCCCUCGGACAUGUUCAGAAUGUGGGGCGACACUGGCGUCGGCCCAUGCCCUCGCGGCGCACAUGCACAGGUUGCAUGGCCGAGUAGCUUUGUGCACUCAAUAUACCCUCGGCACUGUCUGCCUGUGGUGUUUGACGGAAUUCCACAAUGCAGCCCGGCUCCGCUAUCACCUGCUUCACACCCCUGAGUGCGAACAUGGCCUCCGCUGUUGUGUUGGGCCGGUCUAUGAGUAUGGCUCUGGCACCAAACGGCGUGGCAAGCAAGGCCACGCGCGUGCACCAGUCUUUCGGAUUUGUGGGCCUAUGAACGCAACCGCAGCUCAACGUCUUGCUGCGGCUGAGGAAAGGUGCUGCACGGAGGCUGAGCUCUCGGCAGAGCUGAGUCUGCUUGCACCUGGGCCGGGCUUUGCCGAUGGUGCUCGAUCUUCGCCAGUUGUUCCCUUCCGGCGCAACUCUGUCAGUGCUCUUGGAGUUUCUCCGCCGGAGUCUGUUGAGGCUGGACCUCCGCCUUCCUUGCUCGUGCCGCCUACAGCGUCUGCCGCCAUGCCAGAGCCUUUCCCUCGUCCUGUACCUGCCCCCGUUGGGUCUCUCGGAGACUCGCUUGGACGGGACGCCCGGGAUGUGACCUCGUCACCUCUCCCUCAGGCGUGUGUGCCACCUGCGAUUUGGUGCUUGCCUGUUAGCUGGGCUGCUUGUUGGAGGGUGUUCCUGGUUGACACGCAGCAUCCAUGGUCGUCGGAAGUCUGGCGCCUCUCGGCCUUUUUACGCAAGGAGGAGCGUCCGACACCUUGCCCCGACCGGAGUGGCCCAGCUGGGUUUGGGCAUUUUGCCUCGGGUCGCAUUCUCUUCUUGCGGCGGAUGCUUACUUUCUUGCAUCUUCUCCGCCAGGUGAGGUACGGGGCCGUACUUUGGAGUGCGCAACCGCUCCCCGUUGCCUUUUGGGAGCUUCUGCGCCGUGCUUCGCCCACUGCGGUAGGGACCUCGGCGGUUUCUGUGCUUGGCUUUGGCACAGUUUUCUGCCUGCCUGAGGUCGCUGCCCACGCCUUGGCCUUGCUGGCGGUGGGGCGCCUGUCUGGUGCUUCUCCGCGCCGUCUGGCCUUCCCUCACCAACUUCUGUAA
Messenger RNA from Symbiodinium sp. CCMP2592, 2592 nucleotides. The record is from the annotation of a GenBank genome assembly. NCBI's taxonomy places the organism in Eukaryota, Dinophyceae, Suessiales, Symbiodiniaceae.